This is a messenger RNA of Penicillium pulvis, 3465 nucleotides long. RefSeq lists its product as uncharacterized. The transcript has 3 exons. Gene Ontology annotation, cellular component: catalytic step 2 spliceosome. Bases 1 to 3465 code for a protein of 1154 amino acids. NCBI's taxonomy places the organism in Eukaryota, Fungi, Ascomycota, Eurotiomycetes, Eurotiales, Aspergillaceae. Gene Ontology annotation, biological process: negative regulation of RNA catabolic process; regulatory ncRNA-mediated post-transcriptional gene silencing. The record is from RefSeq and is a predicted model, not a curated record.
AUGGUGUCCGAUCCAAAGGACAAAAAGUCCAUCCCUAAAUUUGGUAGCUUCAAGCUACCUUCAGCCACUGUCACAACAGAAUCACCUAAUUACAGCCCUCAAAGCCAUUCGGAACGCGCCGAUUCUAAGUCUCGUUCAUCACGGCGAUCUGAAAGAAGUCUUCGUGACAGAUUACAUGACCACUCAUCUCGCUCACAUCAUAGUCGUCAUCUUUCUUCCAAAGACCGUCACCGUUCACGAAACCGUUCCCGGUCCGGCGACCGCACUCGACAAUCCCGAGAGCCCCGAUCCAGCAAACGCGAUCUACCCACCGACCAGAGUCUAUCUACCGGGUCCAGCAGUAACCAAGAUGUUUUCCGGCUCCCCGACCAAUUUACUACUCCGGGCAGCAGCCGGCUGGAAAGGACCGACACGGUUUCGACCGCUCAAGGUUCUUACCUAGACUCCUCGCCGGAAUUCUUUCUUGACUCCAAGGGCGAUCGGGAUAUCCUCACAUAUGGGACAGAGAACCGCUGGAGUGUACCACGUUAUCGCAGAAUAGGUGGAGGCUUUGUUCUUGGGCUUGAUCGCACACAAAGGAUUGAUCGAGACCAGUCCCAUGGAAGCCAAAUAGUGUUGCGCCCAUGCGCAUUCGCAGACUCAUCGACGAGAGACGGAGAAAACCACCUCUCAUUGAAACCCCGCAGGCUGCCUUUGCCCGAAUAUCAUAUUCGUGGCUCGGCUGCCUCUGCUAUUGAGGUGGACGAUGACUUCGUCUUAAUUGACGGAGAGGAUUGGGACCCUUCGGAGAUAGAACAGGCUACCGAACAAUUCGACCUAAAUGCCGAAAGAAAAACCCGGAACGCAGCCUUAUGGAAGACAGUUGAAGAUAAUCCGCAGGAUGUCAGUGCCUGGCUCAGGUUUAUUGAUCAUCAAGAUGUAUUGAUUCUUGGGUCGCGAGAUGAUUCCCAUUGCCUCACACGCGAUGAGAGGACUAGCCUUGCCGAUUUAAAGCUGUCUCUGUAUGAAAAGGCCCUUAAGAAAGCGACUGGAAGCCCCCAUAAAGAUCGUCUUUUGUUGGGCAGGUUGCAAGCUGGAGCACAAUUGUGGGAUUCUGAAAAGUUGUUGGCUCAGUGGAAAAAGACUCUCCUAGAGAAUUCUGAGUUCAUCAGUCUGUGGGUUAAGUUCCUCGACUUUUGUCAAACUGACUCCCCAGAUUUCACAUUUGGGAAAUGUCUCGCUACUCAUGAGGAGUACUUGAGGCAUGUUUCAUCAUUGAUUCCACUCCGCCCUAACAUGGUUCAGGUCCUUGUUUACAUAUUCCUUCGUCUCACACUUCUCUACCGGGAAGCUGGCUACAGUGAAAUCGCGGUUGGUCUCUGGCAAGCUGUGCUUGAGUUUUGUUGCUUCAAACCCGAGUUCCUCGAUGACACCGACGAAAGCUUGUCCUUUUUUCGCGAAUUUUGGGAUUCAGAAGCCCCUCGUAUUGGUGAGGAUGGAGCAAAAGGCUGGAGUAACAACACCAACUCAGGCCCAGACCCCAUCACUACACAGUACUCCACCAAUCUUUCUCUUGCGUCUAAUGUGGCCUCUUGGGUAGAGGCAGAAAGGGAGCGUAUUAUGGAAUCUCAAUUGCCAUGGCGCAGUUUAGAUGGAUCAAUACCAGACGUCGACGACCCAUACAAAGUGACGUUGUUUUGUGACGUGGAUCAGAUUAUUCGGUUAUUCCGUAAUUUGGCCCAGUCAGAUGAACUGAUCGAUGCUUUCCUGUACUUCAGUCACUUGCCACACUUGACGUUUCCGAGCAACAUCCAGACCACUCGUGUGUGGGGAUGGGACAACCUCCUACGCAACGAAUUUGUGGCAGAUCAUCGACUUGGGCUUUCUUCUUGGAUCUCGCUUCACGACGAAGAAAGCGAAAGGUCAACAAAGCCGUUCCUGUUCCCUCUGCAGAACUAUUUGCACACCACAACCACUCUGUUCGCUUCGCCCGAUCAGUGGUUCCACUCGUUCCAGUGGUGGAUCAAAUCCCGUUCGGCUCAGCCACCUCUCAAGACCCAUGACUGGACGUUGCGUGUUCUGCGUGUUCUAGUGGAUCGGUAUCCAGAUGAUGAGGAGCUAGCAGAAUAUUCCUUGGCGUUGGAGUUCGCAUCUGACCCUGUGAUGGGCAGGAAGAUUGCUAAAAAGACUGUGAAAAAAAGACCAUCCAGCUUGAGAUUAUGGAACGCUUUUGCUCUGAUGGAGUCAAGAAGUGAGGAUUAUGAGGGUAGGAACAGAGCUAAUGGAGUUUGGGCGACUGCUCUAUCAAUGAGCGUCACGUUCACGGACACUGAGCAAAAGACUGAUCGUGCUAUUCUUUGGCAGUCUUGGAUCUGGCAGUUCAUGGAAAGAGGAGACAAGGCCCAGGCUUUCUACAUCCUGCACAAUAUAGCCGAGGAAAAGGUUGACCCAGUGCAAAUUCCCAUGGGAGAGACCCAGCUGCUUUUCCAACCAACCACAACUGUCAAAGUACAGCAGUACUUACGAGCGUGCCAGGAACAAGCUUUGGCAGCCAGAAGAGCCCAGGCAUACGUAGCCUACACCGACUGCUUGGGUCUCAUCUACUACCUUUCAAAGUGGCCGCUGAUGAGCGCCCUAGAUGUCUAUGGAAAAGCCGUUCUGAGGCUAAAAGAAUUGUUUUCGGACCAAGAAGCCUUCAAGGAGUUCACGGCCGAGCUACUCCAUCAAGCCCGCGCUAGGUUACUGUACGACUCCCUGUGCCAAAAGGAGCAAGAGCACAGCCCCUUUGAGAUUCACGAGCUUUUCAGAGAGAGCGCAGCCCUUUUCCCCCAUAACACAAUCUUCCAGUCAAUGGGCUUGUGGAAUGAGUUCAGAAUCACCUCACUCGACCGGCUGCGAGAUCCACUUAAGUUCGCAAAGGAGGCCAUGGACAGUCAAUACCAACUCGAUCAAGCCUCCUCGCCAGUCAUUCUCCCACAACUGGUACCGAUUUCAAGCUACCUCUUGCCCAUCUGGAUCCAGCUCUCUAGCCCGCGAUCAACCACUGGCCCCGCAAGUUGGAUCGUGCGUCCGGCAUUCGAGAAGGCUCUAAGCGAGGUUCUCAACCCUGCAGAAUUUCGCUCAGGCGGGGCAGCUGUACGAAGCCGCUUCGGUGAAGAAAGUGCCAGAUCAAACCUCACCAUCUGGAAGCUUUACAUGCUCUACGAGCGUUACCAUGUAAAGGACCUCGAAGCUGCGAAGGCAGUGUUUUUUCGAGCUAUCCGAGCGUGUCCAUGGUCGAAGGAGCUGAUCAUGUUUGCCUUCGAGCAUCUUCGCGACGGAAUGCCAGUCUCGCCUGAGGAUAUUCCCUCGAAAGGUGCCGGGCUGAAGGAAGAAGAGCUGCGCCGGUUAGUGCUCGUUCUUGGUGAGAGGCAGCUUCGUCUGCAUCUUCCUAUCAAGCUCGAUGUCAUUCCUUCGGACAGCUUUGAGGAAACUCAAAGCAGCUGA